Messenger RNA from Pocillopora damicornis (cauliflower coral), 1284 nucleotides. Its product is annotated as ubiquinone biosynthesis protein COQ4 homolog, mitochondrial. NCBI's taxonomy places the organism in Eukaryota, Metazoa, Cnidaria, Anthozoa, Scleractinia, Pocilloporidae. Gene Ontology annotation, cellular component: mitochondrion; mitochondrial inner membrane. The record is from RefSeq and is a predicted model, not a curated record. Gene Ontology annotation, biological process: ubiquinone biosynthetic process.
AUGGCGGCCAUAACUGUUCUAAAUCGUAGCCGUCAUAUCACAAGAAACUUUCAUAAUCCUUGGAGAAUAUUAAAGGGAAAACGUUUUGUAUCAGCAGGGUUAGAGUUUGAUGACGCCAUUAGCGACAGCAUCCCUGGUUGGGAGGAUGAUAUGGAAGAAAGCAACCAAUCACAUGAUGGAUUUCAGCUUUAUGAGUCACAUAUCCCCACAUCUAUGAUGCAGAAGGUGCUACUGACAACUGGGUCUGCCCUGAUGGCAUUGUACAAUCCAGCAAGAGCAGAUAUGGUGGCAACACUAGGAGAGACAACAGGAUUCUUAGCACUUAAGAACAUGCACAAAAAAAUGCAAGCAGAUCCAGUUGGACAAGAGAUAUUACAAGAAUGUCCUCGCAUAAACUCAUCCAUAAUAGACAUGACUAAGCUUCGACAACUUCCUGAUGGAUCAUUUGGAAGAGAAUAUGCCAGAAAUAUGGACACUAAUAAAAUUACAGCUGACAGUAGAGAUGAGGUGAAGUAUGUUGAUGACAAAGAUCUUGCCUACGUAAUGCAAAGAUAUAGAGAAGUUCAUGACUUUGUUCACACACUGGCUGGCUUGUCCAUAAGUGUACCACAUGAAAUAGCUGUGAAGUGGUAUGAGAUGAUUCAAACAGGCCUCCCAAUGUGUGCCCUCAGCUCAUUUGUAGCUCCAAUUCGACUUACAGGGAGACAGAGGGCAGAACUAAGGAAGUACUACAUUCCCUGGGCUGUUUAUUGCGGAUAUCAAUCCAAGUUCUUUCUAAAUGUUUAUUUUGAAAAACACUUUGAAGAGCCUAUAGAUGAACUGCGACAAAGAAUGAACUUUGUUCCCGCUCCAAAAAUACCAAAGAAACCUGUGUAAAACAGAUUUCUCUGUGUAAAAUAGAGUUGUGCCUUCAGUGCAACUACUUUUCAUGGGGUCAUUUUCACAAAACUGACAAAUCCAGUGAAUUUCAAAAACAUUAUUUGUUCCCUUUGCAUGUUUUGGUGCUGAGCACAGAGUUGCACAAUUGCAAUCAUUGUUUGGUUUAUUUCGUUUAAGUGACCCCAUAGCAGUAAAGUGCUAAGAACAUAUUUAGGUAUCUCCAAAAAUUUUGAUAGGGACACCGUUGGGACCAGCGCAAGUGUCCCCUGGACAGAGGUUGAGCUGGGCUAUGUUAAUAAUUAAUAAGCAAAAAGAAAACAAAUUUUUUUGUUAUUCUAGCUUGAAGAUGCACUGGAGUCUUUAUUUCAAGCAGCUAGAUAAUUUAUUUUAAAAAAGCACGAUUAA